AGAAAUUACACUCAAAACAGUACUAACUCAAAUGUAACACUACUCUGUCUGAAUGUUGGGUUCAUGUGUGUGUCCCUUACGAAAAAUAACCACGGUUUUAUUAUAGUAAAAGUGCAGUAAUUUGAGAUUACCAUGGUUUAUCAAUGGUAACCGUUUUGUUGUUUUUUGAAGUGAAACGGUUGUUUAUCGUAAGGACUGAAUAUGUUGCCGGUGGUCAGUGCGUGGAUGCAGUGUGUUUGAGUGUGGCGGAAAAAACAACAGCAUUUCUUUCUGUCGUGUUACAAAAAGGAGAUCUCAGCCGUGAGCCGGUUCCCUUUGUUCACGGACAUCGCUGUGUGCGGCUUUGUCCGUCGUUUGCGUGAGAAUGGCGUAUUCUGCUCGUGAAUCCGCAGCGCACCGGCCCGACAGAGCUGAGGAGAUUAUACCAACCGAGGCAGCAGGAGAUUGGAACAUGUCUGUCACAUUUCCAGCUGUGCGUCCGAGGGGGAAAGGAGAGGUCACGCAGCAGUCCAUCCAGAAGAUGCUGGAUGAAAAUCAUCAUCUGAUACAGUGCAUCAUGGACUACCAGAGCAAGGGGAAAACAUCUGAAUGUACACAGUAUCAGCAGAUAUUGCACAGAAACUUGGUCUACCUAGCAACAAUAGCAGACUCUAAUCAGAAUAUGCAGUCUCUGUUACCAGCGCCUCCCAACCCCAAUCUAAACAUAGGUCCAGGUGGUGGAGGUCAGUCUCUGCACUCUCAGACUAAUAUGAAUGAUAGUAUGGGCACUGGCUUGCCACCCACCUCACUAAUGCAGAGCCACAUGAGCAAUGGCCCCAGCCACGCCCUCAUCCAGCAGCAGCCCAGCACAUCCAUGAGCCUGCCCGCCAGCAGCCAUGGCACGGGGCCUGGGUACAACCACUCAGCGCCCACCUCUCAGGGUCAGGUGGCCUAUUCAUCCAUGGCCUCUCGUGCCAACCUCAACAUGCAGUCCAGCCAAGUUUCUAUGAUGCAUCAGCAAGGCACUGGACCCCAUUACUCAUCCACCUCAGCAGGGGGUCAGCACUACCAGGGCCAGCAGACUGGAAUAAUGGCACAGGGAAACCAGGGGAACAGCAUAAUGUCACAAAGGCCAAUGGGAAGUUAUCGUGUCCCACAACAAGGAUCAGCCCCGCAGUACAUGGGCCAGGAGGAGUUCUACGGAGAGCAGUAUGGACACACUCAGAGCUCCAGCGAGCCUGUUAGCCAACAGUAUUACUCAGAUGGUCACGGGGAGUAUUCCUAUCAGCAGUCUUCCUAUGGGGAGCAGAGUUAUGAGAGAUCCUUUGAUGAGUCGUCACAACACUAUUACGAAGGCGGAAACUCUCAGUACAGCCAACAGCAGACACAGUACCAACAAGGCUCUGGGACGCACCAGACGUUCAGCCAGCAGCAGUACCCAUCCCAAGCCGGCUACAGCGCUCCACCUCAGGGAUACGGUGCAGGGCAGGGCAGCUCAUCCCAGUAUCCUCAGUAUCAGCAGAGCCAGAGUCAACAGUACCCGUCAUACCGCUCCAUACAGCCAGGACCAGCCGCGCCGUCACAGAGGUCCUAUUCUUUUGAACAGGGUCAGUAUGGAAACUAUCAGUAAUAAAGAGACAUGGCUAAUGUUUGGGGCAGCUUUUUGUGUACAUCCCUCUUUACGCUGGACGCUGGAAAAACAGAGGAUUCUCCACCAGCCCUGUCUCACAGGCUUGCUACGGAAUCAAAAUCAAACUCUA
Messenger RNA from Onychostoma macrolepis, 1739 nucleotides. Its product is annotated as calcium-responsive transactivator-like. Gene Ontology annotation, biological process: positive regulation of transcription by RNA polymerase II; positive regulation of dendrite morphogenesis. Gene Ontology annotation, molecular function: transcription coactivator activity. The record is from RefSeq and is a predicted model, not a curated record. The transcript is spliced from 12 exons. Bases 365 to 1609 code for a protein of 414 amino acids. Lineage: Eukaryota; Metazoa; Chordata; Actinopteri; Cypriniformes; Cyprinidae. Gene Ontology annotation, cellular component: nucleus.